ACUAGUAAAGCUAGGGUGACGAGCACUCCUCUCCACGUAACGACACGGAUCUGAGGGGAAUCAUAAAUGCCACUUUCCUUUCGAUUUUACUGCCAGUUUUGAAUUAAAAUGUAUAUGAUCGUCAACACAACAGCAUGUAUUUGAUAUGCGCAUGACUGUGAGUCGCUAUAGGAGAUGAGAAAAGCGAGGAAGCGACUGCCGGCGAGCGGAUCGCAAGCGUCUGUCAGGAGACACGAAGAACAAUUGCCCUGGAAGAAACAAAAGCUGCUUGAUAUCCAUCAGGCCCUGAACUGUGACCCCGUGGACAUCGAGACACUGCGGCGGGCGGCUGUGAGCGAAGGCGGUUUGCUGACGGAUGACAUUAGGAGAAAAGUUUGGCCCAAACUCCUCAGCGUCAAUGUGUACAGUCUGCCUGCCAAACCCUCCAAAGAUGUCCGAGAAGACCACAAAGACUACAGACAAGUGGUGCUCGAUGUCAGGAGGUCAAUGCGGCGUUUCCCGAAAGGCAUGCGUGUGGACGAGCGAGAGGUUCUCCAGGAGCAGCUGAUAGACAUCAUUCUGGAUGUUCUGAGGAGAAAUCCUCAACUGCACUAUUACCAGGGUUAUCAUGACCUCGUGGUGACCUUCCUGCUGGUGGUGGGAGAGAGGAUGACCAUCGCCAUAAUGGAGAAACUGUCCAAUCAUCAUCUCAGGGAUUUCAUGGACCCCACCAUGGACAACACAAAACACAUCCUGAACUACCUGAUGCCCAUCCUGGAGCGAGUGGACCGAGAGUUGCACGACUUCAUGAUAAGGUCUGAGGUGGGCACCAUCUUCGCCCUGAGCUGGCUGAUCACAUGGUACGGCUACGUCUUGUCAGAUUUCCGGCAUGUUCUGCGGCUCUAUGAUUUCUUCCUGGCGUCUCACCCACUCAUGGCCAUCUACUUCGCCGCUGUGAUUGUGUUGUACAGACAGAAGGAAGUGAAGAGCAGCGAGUGUGAUAUGGCCAGCGUUCAUCACCUGCUGUCUCAGAUGCCUCAGGAUCUGCCGUACGAGGAGCUGAUUGGUCGAGCUCAGAAACUCUUCAUCAGCUGCCCGCCCUCUCUGAUGACCCAGUCUGCGGCGCUGCAGUCACGCAACAUAAUCGCCAUCAGCACCUUUACGGCCUUCCAGUCGUCCACGCGGAUGCAGCGUCCAGACUCGGUCCUCCGCCAGCAGCUUCAGGAGCACCCGCCGGCCCUUCCCAUGAGCCUCCAGCCGGCGAACACGAACCAGCUCAUCAAGAUGGCGGUGUGGGGUCUCUCCGCCACGCUGGGGGCCGCGGCGCUGGCGGUGGCCCAGACGGCCAUGGACUGGGCUCCUGAGUUUCUCUCCCAGAUCUUCUGACACAACGCGCCUCGUUCUCGUCGUCUGCCAAACUGGGUGUGUUGCAUUUGCACAAUAUGUGUUAAGUGGUGCAAAACACCCAGAGAAAAUGAAGCUGUGGCUUAUUUAUUUCCGAUCCCUUUCCUGUUUUUCUUAUUUAUAGAUUUUUUUAGCCGAGCUAAUAUUGGGGAAGUGGGAGGAGUCAAACGAGGUUUUUGUAAUCAUAAGCACUUCUGGAUGUCGUUCCAUCAGCAGAAUGCCAGAGAAAGUGCUCAGCUAGGCCAUUCAGAACAGCAGCAAGAGCACAAAUUAUUAAAGGCUGCUGAACGCCGUCAGGAGUGAGUGAAGCUCAUUAGAGGAAACGGGUGAAGGCUGAAAGACCACAGAGACUCGCUGGUGAACGCAGCACUUUACAACUAGUUUAUUCCAGCGUAUCGAGAACGCUUGCUAACCUGCGCCGCCGCACACACGCUUUCAGGUGUUAGAUGUCGCCUGAGGACCCCCU
Rhinichthys klamathensis goyatoka is the source of this 1849-nucleotide messenger RNA. RefSeq lists its product as uncharacterized. Gene Ontology annotation, molecular function: GTPase activator activity. The record is from RefSeq and is a predicted model, not a curated record. Gene Ontology annotation, cellular component: endoplasmic reticulum membrane. NCBI's taxonomy places the organism in Eukaryota, Metazoa, Chordata, Actinopteri, Cypriniformes, Leuciscidae. Gene Ontology annotation, biological process: endoplasmic reticulum to Golgi vesicle-mediated transport; positive regulation of GTPase activity. The coding region runs from base 175 to 1365 and encodes 396 amino acids. The transcript has 8 exons.